AUUUAAAAGUCCAGCUUUUUAAAAUGGCUUCUUACAAAAUGGUUAAGAUGUGUUGUGUUCCGUAUUGUAACGAGAUAAGUAAAAGCAAAUUUAAUGUUCCAAAAAAACAACGAGCUAAGAAGUUUAUGGGAAAAAUCUUUGAAUUUAAAAUUAAAACCAACUUCGAAAGUUUGUGAGAAACAUUUUGAUGUAAAUGACGUUAUAAAAACAUGGGAAUCUGGGAAAGGAUUCAGCAAGUAUACGAUAUGUUUGAAAAUACCAAAACUUAGACCUGGUGCUAUUCCUAAACUUACAGUGGUAAAUGAAACUAUUAAUGAUGUUUUACAAAAUGCAGUCUUAGAUAUUUCUCCGCCUAAAAAGAGAAAGAAUCAUGAUGAAAAUAGUAUGACGUAUAAUGUAUUGAAUGACCAUUCUUAUAGUACCAUGAAUGAUAGUAAAAGUUCAAAUAAUAGUACAUCUAUAUUUGAAGACAAUAUUAGUAAUUUUGAUGAGCAUUUAUUUUCAUCAACCAUUACUUCUGAACUUGAAACCACAACAAAAAAAAAAAAAAAUGUAAGUAGAUUAUUCAGUGUCAAAAUUACUUCAUAAAAUAUCAUAUUAUGUUAAUCCAUUGAAUUUAUUAUAUUAUUUUUUGAAUAUUAUUUCAUUUUAAAAACAUAUUUCAUCAAAUUCAGUUUCAAUUUACAUAACUUCAGUGAAUGUAAAAUUAAAUAUUGAUUUUAAAAUUUAAAAUAGAAAUAAACUUAACAUAAGACUAUAUUUAAACAGGUAUCUUCCACUUUAUUUGAGGCAAAUCCAUUAUUUAUUUCUAUUUGCAAAUCAAUAAAUUUAAUUAAUGUACCAUUGAAAUGGUUUGUUGACAUUAAUAAGUUAUAUGGUACUGCUGAAAAUGUUGUAUGUUUUCAUAAGUUGACAUUAUUCAGUGAAAAUUUGUUAAGAUCCAUAGAAAAGCAACUAGUUCUGAGCAAA
Messenger RNA from Acyrthosiphon pisum (pea aphid), 969 nucleotides. RefSeq lists its product as uncharacterized. The coding region runs from base 94 to 588 and encodes 164 amino acids. The record is from RefSeq and is a predicted model, not a curated record. NCBI's taxonomy places the organism in Eukaryota, Metazoa, Arthropoda, Insecta, Hemiptera, Aphididae. The transcript has 3 exons.